UCGGAAUCAGUCGCUUAUUAGACAUUCAACAGAGAACAGCUCUGGUAUCACAUUUAUUAAACAUGGCACCCGUCAUUAAAACCGAACAUAACUUUGAAGAAGAACCAAUGUCCAGGACGGAUCAGUACAGGAAGGUGAUGAAACCUCUCCUAGAGAGAAAGAGAAGAGCACGGAUUAAUGCAUGUCUUGAUGAACUCAAGGAUCUCAUGGUGUUCGCUCUGCAGACAGAGGGAGAAAGCAUCUCCAAGCUGGAGAAAGCUGACGUGUUGGAGUUGACUGUGAGACACUUGAGGAAGCUGAAGAGACAGCAGAUGUUGGCCUUGAACCCUGGACUUGAUCUGGAUAGAUUCCAUGCAGGAUAUACUGCCUGUGCUACUGAAGUAAGCAAAUGUCUUGCUUCUACCGGAGUAGAUAUUACAGUUGGAUCUCGUCUUAUGUCUCAUCUUGGUCAUAAACUAAACACAAUAGAAACCUCAAGAGUUUCUCCUUUGAGAGUAAGAGUUCCAUCCUCUCCCUCAUCAGACUGUGGAUACUCUUCAGGAAGAGAUUCAUCUCCUUCUCCGAGCAGUAUUAUUUCUCCUGUUUCCGGACUUUUACAGAUCAGUCCUUCCAUCAAACCUGAACCUCAGCUCAGCCCUGUCUGGAGACCAUUCUAAACCUUAAUUAGAAGUUUCAUUUUUCCAACCUUCCCCAUCUGUGAUAGUUUAUCAACAUAAAGUACAAGAAUAUAUAAAAAUAAAUAUAACUUUAUUGAUCUCAAA
This is a messenger RNA of Eurytemora carolleeae, 761 nucleotides long. Its product is annotated as enhancer of split mbeta protein. Bases 63 to 656 code for a protein of 197 amino acids. Gene Ontology annotation, biological process: regulation of neurogenesis; regulation of transcription by RNA polymerase II; anterior/posterior pattern specification. Lineage: Eukaryota; Metazoa; Arthropoda; Copepoda; Calanoida; Temoridae. The transcript has a single exon. The record is from RefSeq and is a predicted model, not a curated record. Gene Ontology annotation, molecular function: RNA polymerase II cis-regulatory region sequence-specific DNA binding; protein dimerization activity; DNA-binding transcription factor activity, RNA polymerase II-specific. Gene Ontology annotation, cellular component: nucleus.